Miscanthus lutarioriparius is the source of this 453-nucleotide messenger RNA. Lineage: Eukaryota; Viridiplantae; Streptophyta; Magnoliopsida; Poales; Poaceae. The record is from the annotation of a GenBank genome assembly.
AUGCCGGACGUAGGCCAUCAUGGGGACGCACAACUUCGUGGUGACCGACUUCUCACCACGCUCGAUGACAUGGACGCCGGCGACUACGUCAGCUCGGGCACCUUCUUCGUCGGCGGCUACGGAUGGAGCAUCAAGUUCUUCCCCGGCGGCGACGGUUGUCCAAAGGACGAUGAAGCUGCUGCUUAUAUGACGAUGCGUUUGAGUCUUCUUGACAGACCAACGGGUGUGAGGGUUAAGUUCAGUACAAGCCUGCUGGUCGAUAAAGGCAGUCAAGCGCCGUCGUCGGGGAAGAAAGGGAAAAGGAAGAAGAGGAAGAACAGAUCAGCAGGACAAGGAAAUAAACAAGCAGUGCCAACUGCAAGAACCGUCUUCACGGACACAAGAACCUAUGACACGGACACAGAGCACCAUAACAACAGCGGCAGGCGUAAUUUCAUCGAAAAUCCAAGCUAA